Messenger RNA from Labrus mixtus (cuckoo wrasse), 977 nucleotides. RefSeq names its product trypsin-like. Bases 16 to 786 code for a protein of 256 amino acids. Gene Ontology annotation, molecular function: serine-type endopeptidase activity. The record is from RefSeq and is a predicted model, not a curated record. The transcript is spliced from 6 exons. Gene Ontology annotation, biological process: proteolysis. NCBI's taxonomy places the organism in Eukaryota, Metazoa, Chordata, Actinopteri, Labriformes, Labridae.
CUCUGAAAUGAGUGAAUGCAUUACUGGACAAAGAUUCACAAGAUAAUCACCAUGAAGGCCCUGGUGUUCCUGACUUUGCUUGGAGCAGCAAUUGCUGCAGCUGAGGAUGAGAAGGUGGUUGGAGGGUAUGAGUGCACCGGACAAUCUGUUCCCUACCAGGUUUCUCUGAACGCUGGAUACCACUUCUGCGGUGGAUCCCUCAUCUCCAGCCAGUGGGUGGUGUCUGCUGCUCACUGCUACAAGUCUCGCAUCCAGGUCCGUCUUGGAGAGCACAACAUCGCUGUGAAUGAGGGCACUGAGCAGUGGAUCGACGCUGCCAAAAUGAUCCGUCACCCACAGUACAACAGCUACAACCUGGACAACGACAUCAUGCUCAUCAAGCUGAGCCGGCCCGCCACCCUCAACAGCCACGUGCAGACCGUGUCCCUGCCCUCGCGCUGCCCCCACACCGACGAGAACUGCGUGGUGUCCGGCUGGGGCAACACGUCCGCCACCGGCAGCAACUUCCCCGACAGGUUGCAGUGCCUGAGGCAGCCCAUCAUUGAUGACAGGAUCUGCAGGAAUGCCUACCCUCACCUCUUCACUGAGAACAUGAUUUGCUCUGGGUUCAUGCAUGGAGGUGCCAGCAGCUGCCAAGGAGACUCUGGUGGUCCUCUGGUGUGUAACGGUCAGCUGCAGGGAGUCGUGUCCUGGGGUUAUGACUGCGCCAUGCAGGGACACCCCAGCGUCUACGCCCGUGUGUGCCGCUUCAAUAGCUGGAUCAGCACCACCAUGAGCAACAACUAAACACACACAUAGUGUACCAUGAAUCCACGUGCUAGCAUCCAUGACAAAACUAUAGUCAGUGUCAUAUUCAGUUUAUUGGAUAUCUGUGCCAUUCAUUUACAUCUCAUAAUCAACAUGAUAAGAAAUAACAUUCUGUGACCAAAAAACUAAGUAACUAAUAAAAUAAAAUAAAAAAUAUACAUUAGCAUUCA